Phlebotomus argentipes is the source of this 2875-nucleotide messenger RNA. RefSeq names its product neuropeptides capa receptor. The record is from RefSeq and is a predicted model, not a curated record. The transcript is spliced from 12 exons. Gene Ontology annotation, molecular function: neuromedin U receptor activity. Gene Ontology annotation, cellular component: plasma membrane. Lineage: Eukaryota; Metazoa; Arthropoda; Insecta; Diptera; Psychodidae. Gene Ontology annotation, biological process: neuropeptide signaling pathway. The coding region runs from base 639 to 2300 and encodes 553 amino acids.
UUCCAUUGGUGUAACCGACAAACUUUUAAGCACUCUGUGAAACAUCACGGCUCAGUCUGCGUUCGGGUACUGAAAUGUGCGCUUUAUGCAGCUCCCACGACCCUUGAGCACGAAGCCAAGAGCACCAAUAUUUGAUUUCUUGCGGUUGGCAAGAGCACAAUAUGUUGAUGUAGUUCAAGUGUGCACGAUAAUCAAGUGGCUCCCCUCACUACUUAAUUGCUGUGACUCAACCUGAUGCCAAGUUGAUGGCGAAGAGACUGAGAAUAAUGAGUGACGUGAUUGUGGAAACGGUAUCGUAGUGCACGGAGUAUUUGAUCUCAAAUGAUUCCAUCCCAGACGCUCGAGUUUUGUCUGUGAAUGUGCAAGUUGAAUUAUGAGACAAUACAGUCGCUGCACGCAUUGUCGGAGUGUUGCUGUUAACGCAAGGAAAUGUGCCAUCAAUCUACUUUAAUCAUAAAAUAGUGAAGUGGCGGUGAAGAGGAAGUGGCAGGAGCGGACAGUCGUGGGCUGAGCAGAAAGCUGAGUGCAAGCGUGGAAAGGACAUGUGAAGCGAGUGCUGAUAUUGUGGCACAAGAGUUAACCAUCCUUUUUGAUUAAAUUCCAUCGUGCGAGCAAGAGUGCGAGAGUCGGGAGAAAAAAUGAUGUUGAAUCAAGGGCACUUCUUUGACAAUUUCUCCGAUAACGCCCUCCUUCUGGACAUUGCCACAGUUAAUAGCAAUUUCACUGUGACACUGUCCGCUCUCUGGAGUGACAAUUCACUCAUCAACAACAGCAAUAAUGACAAUACAUCUCAGUUCCCAAUUGUCUACGAGAGCAACUCCCAGGGCAUACGAUGUUACGCAAACAAUCACAGCUACAACUGCACUGUCGAGGAAUAUCUCGAGCUCAUGCAAGGACCAAAAAGUUUGCCACUACUCACGGCACUUAUGGUCACCAUACUCUUCAUAGCGAUUUUCGUGACAGGAGUGAUAGGGAACGUGAUAGUCUGUGUCGUCAUUGUGAGACAUUCAUCAAUGCACACCGCAACCAAUUACUACAUAUUUAGUUUAGCGGUUUCAGACCUUAUUUUCCUACUAGUGGGUCUUCCAUUUGAAACACAUAUAUUAUGGCAUCAAUAUCCAUAUCAAUUAGGAAUUGUUUUCUGCAAAUUGCGAGCAUUCGUAUCGGAAGCAUCGACCUACGUAUCGGUCCUGACGAUAGUGGCUUUCACCAUGGAACGCUUUCUGGCCAUCUGUCACCCUCUUCACUUGUACACGAUGAGCGGUUUCAAGCGGGCGGUCCGCAUCAUCGGCGCUUUGUGGGUGGUGAGCUUUCUCAGCGCUGUGCCUUUCGGAGUAUACACAAAAAUUCACUACAUCCCAUAUCCAGACAAGAACGACAGUAUCAUCCUGGAUUCUGCAUUCUGCGGCCUGCUGGGAAAUCCGAAGGGCUUCCUGCUCUUGGAACUGUCAACAUGCAUCUUCUUUAUCAUUCCCAUGAUCGUCAUGGUGGUGUUGUACACGAAAAUAGGACUCCGGAUACGCUCACGGACUCGUCACACAGUUGCUCUCGGUGUUCAACAGGGAUCACUUCACAAUGAAUCCAGGCAGACGCAAUCACGGAAAGCAAUCAUCCGAAUGCUAGCUGCUGUCGUCAUUUUUUUCUUUGUUUGCUGGGUCCCAUUUCAUGCACAAAGAUUAUUGUAUUUGUACGGGCAGCAAUGGGAUUAUUAUGGAAUCGUGAAUGAGUGGCUGUUUUUCUGUGGUGGAGUACUCUACUAUAUUUCAUGCACAAUAAAUCCAAUUUUAUACAAUGUGAUGUCACAUCGCUACCGUGUCGCAUUCAAAGAGACGUUAUGUGGUCGGAGAGCAAACUAUUCCUACAGUAACGGCUUUUCCACCGAGCAAACCAGCUUCAGGGAAACCACAAUUUUAGGUGGAUGCGAAAAUUCUCAUUUGAUCCGAGUGCGGUCUCUGAUGCCCAGCAAGAGAUACUCGCGGUACAAGGAGCAGAGGAAGAGAUUCGCGAGCAGUGUCAAAUGGAAGGAGAGACUCGAUGUGGGCGAAGCAAUUAAGGAGGAGAAGAAUCCCUCGGAGCUGAGCCAGAAGUCCGACGUAGUUGUGGUGAUUGGGAACAGCAUCAAUGGUCGCCCCAAGUGUUACGCAACGACGGCCGCUGUGGUCCCGGAGAGCGAGUCCGCAGAGGGCGGAGGCGCUCAUGAGGUGGCUGACAAGACUGCCUCCGGCCAGCCUCUCCUCGUCACAUCAAAUGGUGGCCACAGAAGCGACACGAGCUCGGAUAAGGACGAGACGCGUAUUUAAUCAAUCUUUCAUUAGGCGUUCCCCACCAAACGGUGUUUUCCUGCCCAUCUUCCCGCCACACUCCAAGCAUCUCAAGGCAUCAAUGUGGGUACACCUUCUUUCCGCACUUCCGCCAAACAGACGCAGAAAGAGAUGUUACCUAAUCUUAGAAUUUGUGUGAAGGUAUAAUAAAUCUGUAUAACUUUGUAAUAUAAAGAGCCACUAUAUAGGAACAUCGUGUAAUUAAAUUGAACGUAAUGAAUUUAAUUUUGUGAUUCAAACUGUGAGAUUUUAUUGAAAAGUUGAUAUAUAAGAUGAUUGUAUAAGAAAUAUAUAAGGCCAAGCAGUAAGAAAUUGCUGGGACAAAUACAAAUUUGUGGCGCCAUAGAGAGAUGUGAUUAAAUUAAUGAUAAACCCACAGCUGUAAUGCUUUGCAAAGAAACACAAAAAACUUUCAAUUCACGGAAAAUCCACACCGCAGAAUGAAACUUUCCACCCCAAGUGAAACCACAACAGCAUUCCCAAUACCCUGCAAACUAUUUCCCAUACUUCGUUGUGGUUUAGUCCGCGGAAACAAUUGGAUCUCUUUCAUCAAU